Molecule: messenger RNA, 1708 nt
Organism: Antrostomus carolinensis (chuck-will's-widow)
Lineage: Eukaryota; Metazoa; Chordata; Aves; Caprimulgiformes; Caprimulgidae
Gene: CHTF18
Product: chromosome transmission fidelity factor 18
Exons: 13
Source: RefSeq, a predicted model, not a curated record
UGAUGACCGCAGCCCCGAGGUUUUCAAAACCGGCAUUGAAGCUGCCACCCAGAUGAAAUCUGUGCUGGGUGCCAACGAGAAGCCCAACUGCCUGAUCAUCGAUGAGAUAGACGGCGCGCCCGCGGCAUCUAUCAACGUGCUGCUGAACAUCAUCCACCGUAAGGACGCGGAGGGUGAAGCGGUGGCUGGCACGGGCCGGAGGAGGCGGCGCGAGGGUGGGCUGCUGCUCAGACCCAUCAUCUGCAUCUGCAACGACCAGUACGUCCCUGCCCUGCGCCCGCUGCGGCAGCAAUCCUUCCUGCUCAGCUUCCCUCGGACGGCUCCGUCCCGCCUGGCCCAGAGGCUCUGCGAGAUCGCCCUGCGGCAGGGCAUGCGGGCGGACACGGGCGCGCUGCUGGCGCUCUGCGAGAAGACGGAGAACGACAUCCGCUCCUGCAUCAACACCCUGCAGUUCCUGCACGGCCGAGGCCAGAAGGAGCUGAAUGUGCAGAUGGUGCAGACCAUGAAGAUCGGUUUGAAGGACCAAAACAAGGGGCUUUUCUCCAUCUGGCAAGACAUCUUUCAGCUCCCAAAGGUCCAAAGGCACAGGAUAGGAAUGGACCCCUCUUUGCCAGCCCAGCUCCUGAUGGGCGAUGAGGACCUGUCACACCUCAGGGGGACAGCUGGCCUCAACACACCCUCCCACCGCUUCCACCACAUCUUGCACCUCGCCGUGUCCUCGGGGGAGCAGGAGAAGCUGGCCCAGGGUCUGCACGAGAAUUUCCUGAACAUGAAGCUGCGGGACUCCAGUUUCAGCUCGGUGUGCUUGGCCCUGGAGUGGUUGGGCUUCUCCGAUCUUAUGAGCCAGGCUGUCCUGCACAAGCAGAGCUUCCAGCUGAUGCGGUACCUGCCCUUCCUGCCCGUGGCUUUCCACCUGCUCUUCGCGGCCACCAGCAUCCCCCGGCUCGCUUAUCCCAGCAGCCAGCCCGAGGCCCUGGCCAAGCUGAACCACAUGCAGAACCUCGUCAUGUCCAUGGUGUCGGGGAUAACACCCGGUGCCCGCAGCCGCAUGGGACAGCAGUCUCUCAUCCUGGAGGUGCUCUGUCUGCUGCUGGACAUCAUCGCCCCGAAGCUCCGACCGGUGAACACGCAGCUCUACAGUGCGAAGGAGAAGCAGCAGCUGGCAGAUCUCAUCAGCACCAUGCUGGCCUACAACCUCACCUACCACCAGGAGCGCCUGCCCGAGGGCCAGUACGUCUACAAGCUCGACCCGAACGUGGAGGACGUUUGCCGGUUCCCGGACCUGCCAGCUCGCCGGCAACUGACCUACCAGGCCAAGCAGCUCAUUGCCAGGGAGAUCGAGCUGGAGAAGAUGAGGAGGACAGAGGCUUUGCUGCAGUCACGAAACCUGGGCGAGGAACCCGGGAAUGGUCUCAGCAAGGUGGGGGAGCGAGUGGACACGGGGCAGACUGUGACCCCCAACCACCAGCAGCGCCUGGAGCACAUCGUGAGGAGAGCAGCGGUGCAGGACAAGCCUGAGACUGACUUCUUUGGGCAGCCACUUCGGCGACAGCGGGUGACACCAGCCCUGGCCCCUCAGGCCCCCGAGGAGGAAUCGAUCCAGAACCAGAUGGGAAAAGCCGUGGGGAAGAGCGACGUCUGGUUCCGCUUUAACGAAGGGGUUUCCAACGCUGUCAGGAGGAACAUCUACAUCAAGGACCUGCUGUAG